ACUGAACACUUAAGAAGAGGAAGUUGCAAAUUUAAACCAACUGUUUUCUGUCAGCUGCGGAAAACAAAGUAACUUAAAAAAACGACCUAAUAGUCAGAAAUCAUCCUUUUCACCUUUAAACCAAGAAAAGAGUAUUUAGCGAAAUUGUAAUUGGUUAGGCACACAAAAUAAAAAGUUGCUUAAAAAAACAAGCCAUGUCGAAUCCAGGAGAUUAUUUUUAUGGUUGGAAUUUGUUGUAUAAAACGAUAGAGAAGGAUAUUAAUAAAAAAGAUGAUUUGCUUAUUGCUUUAGUCCAUUUCGUUUUGACUAAACAUUCGCAAUUUCGCUGCAUUGGUUUAGGGGAAAAUAAAACUUUGGCAGAAGAGGAAGAAUCUUCAGGCUCAGAGUUAUUACCGGAUAAUUGGAAUGCAGACGAACAUAACUAUGCUCUACGAUAUAUCUACGAUAAACUACUCUACAUUUUACUAGGUUUAAGAACUGAGGGUUCUAUAAUAAUUACUUUGCUGAAUGUAAAAACUCGUAAAGUUUCUAAUAUAUGCCUCUCGCCUGACGAACUUGUAAGCGACAUUAGGGGCUCCAUUACAAAGAUGAUACCAUCUGCAUCUCAGUUGACCGAUAGAUACCGCAGAGAAUUAUUAGAACCAGUUUAUCAAGGCCAAAACAAAUCUACUACUACACAGACCAACACAACAUCAACAACUACUGAUCGACCGGAUCCAUUACGUAUUGGAAUGCCUUUGCACCCUUUGGGACAAUACCAUCCAGCGGGAGUUGAGCCGCGCCCAUUCGGUUUCCCGGAGGUCGGACGUGGCGAUUUAGAUCCCUUUGCGCGCGGAGGUCAUGGCAACUUACUUCCAUUUCCAUCACAUCCGGGUCCUGGUGGUAUGCAGCCACGCUUUGAUCCUUUCGGGCCACUACCUGAUCGCAAUAUUCGUCCCCAUCCUAAUCCUGACCAUUUGCCGCCACCCGGUUUCGGUGGAGACUAUUUUAUGUAAAUAAAUACCAAAGAAUGCCUAACAACAAAGUUACACCAUUUUAUUUUGUAUUGAAGUUUCAUUUAUUGAAACAAUAAGAGCAUAUUGAUAAAUGUUUUGAAUAAGUGCUGUUACUAUAACAAUUCGAAAAUAUAAACCACGACCAUGGGUGUAGUUCGGAUCUCUUAGCCCAGAAUUAUCAGUUGACUUUUGAAAAAUGUUCAAGUUUUAAACUGAUCCUAUGGUUAUGAAUUUUGUUUCUGCUAGCGGUAAGUUGUUAUACUAAAAAGGGUAUAAAUUUAUAUAUUUAUGAUGCAGCUUCAGCACCCAUACAACGUAUUUCUCCACCACCGUCGGCCUCUUCGCCUAAUACCAAACUAAUAGUACCUAGUAGGGGGUAUUGAAUUGUAGACUUUAAAUGCUUUAUUGGCUUUAGAUAUUUAUAAAACUGAAGAAUUCAAAUAUCGUCCUGUUCAGUUCCCUC
Glossina fuscipes is the source of this 1458-nucleotide messenger RNA. It is a transcript of the gene PI31, whose product is annotated as proteasome inhibitor PI31 subunit. Gene Ontology annotation, biological process: proteasome-mediated ubiquitin-dependent protein catabolic process. The transcript has 4 exons. Gene Ontology annotation, molecular function: endopeptidase inhibitor activity; proteasome binding. NCBI's taxonomy places the organism in Eukaryota, Metazoa, Arthropoda, Insecta, Diptera, Glossinidae. Bases 195 to 995 code for a protein of 266 amino acids. The record is from RefSeq and is a predicted model, not a curated record.